Messenger RNA from Hevea brasiliensis (rubber tree), 1771 nucleotides. RefSeq names its product vacuolar-processing enzyme. Lineage: Eukaryota; Viridiplantae; Streptophyta; Magnoliopsida; Malpighiales; Euphorbiaceae. Gene Ontology annotation, biological process: vacuolar protein processing. The coding region runs from base 97 to 1581 and encodes 494 amino acids. Gene Ontology annotation, molecular function: cysteine-type endopeptidase activity. The record is from RefSeq and is a predicted model, not a curated record. The transcript is spliced from 9 exons.
ACUUGCUUUCUUUUCAAACUCACUCUCUCACUAGCCCAGGUGAUAUUUUCGCUUGUGUUCCACCGUUUCUGGUUUUCUUGGCCCUCCACACCCUGCAUGGAGACCCAUAGAUUCACCUUGUCCUUCAAUUAUGCCCUGUUUCUAGUUGUUAUACUGUCUUUUCUAUCUAUUGAAGGUGGUUUAGCGUCUCGGCUCAACCGGUUUGAGCCUGGGAUCCUCAUGCCCACAGAGGAAGUUGAACCAGGAGUUGAUGAUGAUCAACUUGGCACAAGAUGGGCAGUUCUCGUGGCCGGAUCAGGGGGUUACGGAAAUUACAGGCAUCAGGCCGAUGUUUGCCAUGCAUAUCAGCUUCUAAGAAAAGGAGGCUUAAAAGAGGAGAACAUAAUAGUUUUUAUGUAUGAUGAUAUAGCUAAAAAUGAAUUGAAUCCAAGGCCUGGGAUUAUCAUCAACCAUCCACAGGGAGAAGAUGUAUAUGCCGGUGUGCCUAAGGAUUACACCGGCGAGCACGUUACUGCUAAGAAUCUGUAUGCAGUACUUCUUGGUGAUAAAAGUGCUGUCAAGGGUGGAAGUGGCAAGGUUGUAAAUAGCAAGGCAAAUGAUAGGAUCUUCUUGUACUAUACUGAUCAUGGAGGCCCUGGAGUUCUUGGGAUGCCAAAUCCGCCUUUUGUGUAUGCAAUGGAUUUCAUCGAGGUUUUGAAGAAGAAACAGGCAGCUGGGGGCUACAAAGAAAUGAUUAUAUAUGUAGAAGCUUGUGAAAGUGGGAGUAUUUUCGAAGGGAUCAUGCCCAAAGAUCUAAACAUUUAUGUCACUACAGCAUCAAAUGCACAAGAGAAUAGCUUUGGAACUUACUGUCCUGGGAUGGAGCCUCCUCCACCUCCAGAAUUCAUCACCUGUUUAGGGGAUUUGUACAGUGUUGCUUGGAUGGAGGACAGUGAAUCGCACAAUCUGAAGAGAGAAACGUUAAAUCAACAGUAUAAGACGGUAAAGGCCAGGACUUCUAAUUGUAAUACUUAUAAUGCUGGAUCUCAUGUGAUGGAAUAUGGGAAUACAAGCAUCAAAGCAGAAAGGGUCUAUUUAUAUCAAGGUUUUGACCCUGCAAGUGUGAACUUCCCUCCAAAAAAUGGCCAUAUCAGUGCACCUAUGGAUGUUAUUAACCAGAGGGAUGCAGAGCUUCUCUUCAUGUGGCAAAUGUACAAAAGGUCAAAAGAUGGGUCAGAAAAGAAGACACGAAUCCUCCAGCAGGUCACUGAGACAAUAAAGCAUAGAAAGCACUUGGAUAGUAGCAUAGAAUUGAUUGGAACUCUAUUGUUUGGACCCCAAAAAAGUUCUUCCAUCCUUCAUUCUGUUAGAGGACCCGGCUUGCCCCUGGUAGAUGACUGGAAUUGCUUGAAAUCAAUGGUUCGUGUGUUUGAAACACACUGCGGAUCAUUGACCCAGUAUGGCAUGAAACACAUGCGUGCAUUUGCUAAUAUUUGCAACACAGGGGUCUCUCAAGUCUCCAUGGAAGAAGCUGCUACUGCCAUGUGCAACGGCCUUGACGUCGGACAAUGGCAUCCAUCAAGCCAAGGUUAUAGUGCUUAAUACAAAGAAUAGGACAACAGUUACGAAAGUGUUGCUACUUAUUGCAAGUUUUUGUUGUAGGGCUAUAAUAAAGCUGUAGAUGCUGUAGGCUCCUUGUGUGGUUUUAUUCAUCCAAUGCUCUUAAAGCCCACUUGCGAAGAAUUGUCCUAUUGUUUUGGGCCCAUCUAUAGAUGAUAACUCUAUUCCUUCA